This is a messenger RNA of Andrographis paniculata, 1542 nucleotides long. RefSeq names its product tetratricopeptide repeat domain-containing protein PYG7, chloroplastic. The record is from RefSeq and is a predicted model, not a curated record. Gene Ontology annotation, biological process: post-translational protein targeting to endoplasmic reticulum membrane. Gene Ontology annotation, cellular component: membrane; TRC complex. Lineage: Eukaryota; Viridiplantae; Streptophyta; Magnoliopsida; Lamiales; Acanthaceae. The transcript is spliced from 7 exons. Gene Ontology annotation, molecular function: molecular adaptor activity; protein binding. Bases 510 to 1331 code for a protein of 273 amino acids.
UACCUUAGCCAUCAAACCACAGCUCACGUUAACAAACAAAUUGUAGAAUUUCUCUGAGGGAUUCACUUCUCUUCUGUUUUCACCGAUUCCGAGCUAUUUUUAGAGGGUUCCUUCUCUUUGGGAGGCUCUGGCUGACUGCUCUCGCAGAGAAGAGACAAGUUCAGGGAUUCGUAGUUGAUGGUUAUAGCGGUAAGGGCGUCCAUGGCAGGGAUCAGCAUGGCUUCCUCCCCCUCCUCAGCUCCCGCGUGCAAUAGAGGGGCCAUUGCUGUGCAAUCACUGCCUUUCAGGCAACCUUUCUUUGGCAAUGGAGUGGGUGCCCCAAAUUAUGCAGGACUGCAACUUUCUUUUUCAAGUAGAUCAAAAUGUAUUGGUUGCAGAGGGAAUGCUCUUGCUGCUCGAACGAAACUAUUUGAUAGGUUUGCCAGGGUUGUUAAGUUUAGGCAUAUGCAAACGCCCUCAUAAGCACCUCUGAGGACCCAGAGAAAAUAUUGGAGCAAACUGUUCUUGAAAUGAAUGAUGAUCUGAUCAAGGUGCAACAAGCCAUGGCACAAGUACUCCAAAAGGAAGGCAGAAGUGACUCCUCCGUGACUUUAACUAGAGUUGAAGAUGCCUCAUGGAAGGUGUCAACUGAUGAAGAGAUACCGAGAGUAGAAGGGGCUUCUCUUUUUCUUUCGUCGCUGCUUUGUUGGUGGACGCCCGUGCAUCCAGCACUAGCGAGUGAGGGUGGCUCGUCAUCGGCACCGGCAAAUGUUUUGUACCAAGUUGCCGAGCUGUUUGAAUUGGGAAUUCAGCUCUCGUACCUGCUCUUACUUCUAGCUUUGCUUGGUGUCGGUUCCUUCUUUGUGAUUCGCCAAGUCCUUGUUCGUAGAGAGCUCGAUCUUUCGGCAAAAGAGCUCCAAGAGCAAGUUAGGAGUGGCGAUGCUAGCGCAACAGAGUUGUUCGAACUUGGAGCUGUGAUGCUGAGAAGAAAGUUCUACCCAGCUGCGAUUAAGUUUCUCCUUCAAGCAAUCGACAAGUGGGAUGGAGACGACCAAGAUCUUGCACAGGUGCACAAUGCCCUCGGCGUGACCUAUGUCCGCGAUGGGAAGAUCGACAAGAGCAUCGCGGAGUUCGAGAAGGCGGUGAGGAUCCAGCCGGGGUACGUGACUGCCUGGAACAAUCUGGGGGAUGCGUACGAGAAGAGCAACGACCUGAAAUCGGCUCUGAGGGCGUUUGAAGAGGUGGUGCUGUUGGACCCCAACAACAGGGUGGGUCGCCCCAGGAGAGACGCCCUCAAGGAGAAGGUCGACAUGUACAAAGGCGUCCCUGUGCGGUCGUCCAAGAAGAAAUGAUCUUGACCCGAGCCGACCUCACCUCACCUCGCCUCAGAUGAUGCUUUGUGUGUCUUUGCAGCCUCUCUCUUUCUCUCUCUGUCUAUCUGUCUGAUGGUAGAUAUUAAUUUUGCGAAAAGGCUUUGUUGAGGAUAUAUAUGUUGAUCACUGGAUCCGAUCAUACAACAAAUGUAUUUAUUUAUAUGCAUUAAAAGUUUUUAUUUUUUUCUUA